AGCUGCUUUGGUUCAGCGUAUAGUUUUUCAGUUCGCUUGCCUCUGCAAUGGAAGCUUUGUUGGACAGGGGCGAUUGCUUUUUGUGCGGCCAAGCCCAGGUGCUUGGUCGUCUUCUCGAUGUGUCCAGCGAGUUCCGGUGCAGCGGCUGCAUCGAUAAGCACGACAUGACACCCUCUGCUAACUGGACCACCAGUGUGGCGAAGCAAAGGCAAAUGGCGGCACCUACAAAUUGGUGGGCAUGUCAGAAGCCACCAUUGCAUUUGGCCGACGUCUCUGAAGGACUCUUGGAAUUCCAGCGUGUGUCCUUCAUGGGUGCAGGAAGCUGUGGCAGCACGGAAAAUGUUCUGGUAGUUACGGACCCGUUCCACAAUUUCUUCUCUGGCCAUGGCGCCGAAAUGUGGGCCGCGUCCUUGACUCUUUCGGAGCAUAUUCUCACAUGGCCGUUGACAUUUGGCCUACGUGCUGUUGAGUUGGGGGCUGGUUGUGGUCUCCCUGGCCUGGUAUUGGCCAGGCGAGGGUUUCACGUCACCCUCACAGACGUGCCGUGGUUGGUACCCCUGGCGCAGUACAACAUCGAGGCAAAUUGCUCUGGCAAGGACCUUGUCCAGGCGGCAGCACUGCGUUGGGGCAAUGUCUCCGACGUCAGGGACGUCCUGGCCGUUGUGGGAGGUCCUCCAGACAUCGUGCUGGCAUCCGAUGUGAUCUACCGCGAAGAUGAUCUGCAUAUCAUCUUGGAUACACUUUUCGCGUUGCAGUGCCGCGAAGCCGUGUUCGCCAUACGACAGCGUGAUCGCAUGAUCGAGAAGUUUCUUCAUGUGGUGCAAGAGCGCGCUUUGCAUGCUCGCAUAGCGUCAGUGGACUACAGUAAGGAUGCUAGUUUCCCGAUUGUGAUACUAGAGCUAUCUUUCGCUGGCCUGGCACAGUGUCCUAGCAACUCCGUGUCGAACUGUUGCUUUUAAGACUAUACUUGCUCGUACAGUCUGCCUUGUCAUGCACAAGGCAAGCAGUAGGGCGCAGCGCUGGUAUCGGCGAGUCGCAGGAAUCCGAAGUCUUGCACGUAUAGCCCCUAAUCGCCCUAUCCGAGGGCCCCAGCGUGGGCCGCCAGUUCAAGCUGCAGAGUAAGUAGGAGACGGCCGUUUGGGCAUACACAGCUAUUACACAUUUUAAGCAAGACUGCUCCCACGAGAAGCGUCUACAGGAACAUCGCAGGUCGAUGCCACAGAUACGUGUAUAUUUUCAGAGACUCGCACGCAGUGGUCAAGCACGCACGGUCCUUCGCUUCACUUAUGCGACCCGCAAGGUGGUGGCCCGUCCCUUGUGCCCGAUCGUGCUAGUGCACAUUCAAGUUUCAAUUCAGCGGCAGUGCUGGCAACACGCGUGCUAGUGCGUCACUUUUCAAUCAUGUGCGCAUGCUGUGUUGAGAUGCGGCCAAACGCCAUGUUUGAUCUCACCAAAGUUUAAGGUACGGCAAAUUCCUUAUCUGGCUUGGGCUGGGCGUGGUUGGAGGCCUCUGUGAUGUGAUGUCCCGUCUCGGCGUGACCCCUUGCGGCCUUGUGCCCUCCCAGGAGAGUAGGUGGCGGAUUCUGCCUGAUCGCGUACAAGACCGCUCCAUGUGCAGAUGACCCAGCUCCGCCCGACAUUUUAUUGUUUCAAGCCGAAUUCCGCGACCGUGAUGUUGUGGAGUAGUUUUCAAGGCACGAGUUGUUUCCCCCACGGUUGUAUACCACAAGGCCCAAUCUUACACAUCGCACUUCCAGGGACUUGCGGCGUGGCUUGGGCCGACGCGCACCUGUGCCUUCAGCGGCACGCGAUGGCGUUGCGGGAGGAGCCCGAAGCGGCCCCCGCAACGCGGGAGCGGCCCUGCAGACGCCGCGACGAGGCCGAUGCUCAUGGCGCGCGCCGCCCAGCAUGGAGAAAAAAAGGCCAA
Molecule: messenger RNA, 1927 nt
Organism: Prorocentrum cordatum
Lineage: Eukaryota; Dinophyceae; Prorocentrales; Prorocentraceae
Source: the annotation of a GenBank genome assembly